UUGUAGGUUUCAAAAUAUUAAAAAAAAAAGCCACUCUGUAGUAUAAGCCACAUCUUAUUACACAUCUUUGCCCACAACCCAAAUACUUACAUGCAUGAAACCGUAACCAAGUGGUUUGAGUAGUAGAAUGUUCUUUGGGGCAGCGAACAGUCCGCGUUGCCGGUCCUCUGAUGGUUGAGUAAGCCUCUGUGAGUAAUCUGAGAUGAUGCCGAUUCAAGCUUUAGUAAUACCCUGAACUUUUUGGACAGAAUUAGGAAAGAAGGUAUCUUUUAUUUUUUGCAAGGAAUUCAUUUAGACUCAAAGAGGCUUUGAAUUAUCGUUCAUGGACCGAGAGCACAUUGUGGAGAACGGUCUUGAUUGUAUUUCCGUCAAUUAUGAAGUUGACGUGGUCAUCCCUUACUCGCAGACCUCUGGUGUAGCAUAUAGGCCUCAUAUGGUGACGCAGAAGCACCUUGUUUUCAAUCAAACGCAAAUCACUGGAAAAUCGACCUACAGUAUAAGCCACAAAGACAGGUAAAAGAUGGAAUAAAGCCACGGCUUUAUUUUUUAAAACUACACUACAUGAAUACACACAAACAUCCACGCACACACCCACACACACAGACACAAAAACAUACAUAAACAUACACACAAACACGCACAAAUAUAUACAUACACACAUACACACGCACACACAAAUAUACACAUAUACUUUCACACACAGCACACACACACACACACACACACAAACAUAUGUAUACACAACCACAUACACACUCAUGCACACACACACACACACACACACACACACACACACACACACACACACACACACACACACACACACACACACACACACACACACACACACACACACACACACACACACACACAAUCUAUAUCACUAUGAAAGAAAUACCCACAUAAGGCUAUAGCUCGACCGUAUUUACCAAGUCUGCCUGUCAACAUGAAACCAGAAAUGCUCCCCAGUUAAACACCGCUCUGAGGCAACAGGGGGAGCAGUUCUAGUGUGUGUCGGACACAUUAGCCAUUUUGCCAGAUGGGUCAUGUGACCCUCGGAGGAUUAAGGUCUAGUUCUCAUGCAAAGGAAAGUAUCUCGUCGUGCCAAGGGAAUCCUGGCCCUACAUUGCCAUGCGUGCCUCGCCUAAUUCCACAGGCAUUAGCCAGCCACCAGUGAACGCAUCCGUGGCAACUGGAAAACGUGCAGAGUUCAUCUGUGGCAUGGCCAAUUCCCUCAAUAAGACGCUCAAUUUCACUAUGUAUGCUCCCAAGAAAAACCUCAGCAUCACCUGUGUUGGAGAUCAGACUGAAGCGACCGAAAAGGUCAACUUCGACCGCUACUUUGGUGAAUGUAAGGGAGAGAAAAACAACCCGCGGGCCGUGUUGUCCAUCGUUGACGCCAAAUUAUCGGACAACGGCAUUUAUGUCAGAUGCCAGUUCCUUCAAGAAAGCUCUGCUGCAUUCUUAAACGUCUACGAACCAUCCGGAUCCAACAGCUUCGGUAUCAUCAUUGGCUGCACUAUUGGAGCAUUCAUCACCACUCUACUGGUCUUUGGCGCGCUUUUCCACGUUAUUCGGGGAUCCGAGAAACUACAGCAAUGCUUCAGAGGUCCAGUUGAGGUGGAGGAGGACAUCACCAUGGCCACCGUGGAGUGAGAAAGGAGUGAGAAGUGGAGUGAAACAAAGCUUUUAUUUGCAUGCACUUAUAAGAAUGCACUGCAGAAUGAUGAGUAACUACCUUAAGUUGAAAAGUAGAAAAGUAUAGUUGAAAUCUUUGCGUAGGAUUUUAAUUGAACUAUUAACACAUGUUUGCAUAUAUGUUGACAGCCUAACACUACUUUUGCAAACUGUCAGAUAACCAACAAUAAUUUGAGAGUAUGAUAUUUAUCUCUACAUAUAUUUUAGAGUAGAAGAAUAUAUAUCUUACUUCACUACAAAUAUGAACAAACACCGUACAAAAUACUACCAGGAUACAUUCCUGUAACAUGAGAGGAGUUUACUGUAAUUUAUUUAUAUUAUAUUUAUAUUGUACUUAACCAAACAAAUGAAUACUUAUUGCCCAAUAAAUAUAAUUAUUUUCUCGAGUACUACAUU
Gadus macrocephalus (Pacific cod) is the source of this 2094-nucleotide messenger RNA. RefSeq lists its product as uncharacterized. The transcript is spliced from 5 exons. The record is from RefSeq and is a predicted model, not a curated record. NCBI's taxonomy places the organism in Eukaryota, Metazoa, Chordata, Actinopteri, Gadiformes, Gadidae. The coding region runs from base 1132 to 1656 and encodes 174 amino acids.